Mastomys coucha (southern multimammate mouse) is the source of this 1266-nucleotide messenger RNA. It is a transcript of the gene Leng1, whose product is annotated as leukocyte receptor cluster member 1. Lineage: Eukaryota; Metazoa; Chordata; Mammalia; Rodentia; Muridae. The record is from RefSeq and is a predicted model, not a curated record. The transcript is spliced from 4 exons. The coding region runs from base 401 to 1183 and encodes 260 amino acids.
GCCACACUUCCAAUUGAACCGUAUUAAUAAACAACAGUCAAGGCCGCUAUGCGUUUUGAAACCCUGUUCUGAAGCCUCGGAAGGGGUUUGGGGAGGGGCCAGGUCCGUGUGGGCCUGAAGAGCUUGGUUGUAUCUGCUUAAAGGGUUAGACAGGCAAGGCAUCUUAUCAAUAGCCUCAUCCAGCAGCGUCCGGGGUGGAGCAACUCAGGUUACAUAUGCUUAGGAUUGGCUGAGAUGGAAGGCUCUCAGCCAAUAACCUCUAACCAAGGCUAGGAGGGGGCGUGGCACUUUGCCCAGAACCAAUGCACGAGCAACGGUGGAACCAUAGGGCGGAAGCAUCCUCGAGCCAAUCGGAAGUGCUGAAGAGUGGGCCUGACAGUCAGAGGUCCGCACUGGAGCCAUGAAUAUCUUGCCCAAAAAAAGCUGGCACGUCCGGAACAAGGACAAUGUUGCCCGUGUGCGGCGCGACGAGGCCCAGGCCCGGGAGGAGGAGAAGGAGCGUGAGCGGAGGUCGCUGCUCGCUCAGCAAGAGGCCCGUACAGAAUUCCUACGGAAGAAAGCCAGGCAACGAAACUCAGUGCCUGAGCUGGAAGCAGCAGACCCAAGAGCUCCAAGUUCUGGCCCUGUGGACCUGUUUAGAGAGCUGCUGGAAGAAGGGAAAGGAGUGCCCAGAGGCAAUAAAGAGCAUGAGGAAGAGAAGCGACAGGAAAAGGAGAGGCAAGAGAGAGCACUAGGCAUCUUGACGUACUUGGGCCAGAGUGCAGCAGAGGCCCAAACUCAACCGCCUUGGUACCAGCUCCCCCCAGGGCAAAAGGGCUGCCCUCCUGGCCCAAGCCCAGAUGAGAAGAUCAAGAACCGAUUGGAUCCCUUGAAAGAGAUGCAGAAGCACCUGGCAAAGAAAAGGCACAGCAGUGAAAGCCAUCCUUCCAGGGAGGAACGGCCUCAGAAACAACGGCCCAGAGAGCCACCUUCCCUAGAAAAGCUCCGUACUGAGCGUCUUCAGCGGGAAGCAGCUGAGAGAGCUCGAGCAGAGGCCCUACUGGUCAGGGUACAAAGCCAGGUAUCCCAGCAAGGUCAGGUGGAAGCAGAAGAGACAGAUGAACGGAGGCGGCGGUACAACUCCCAGUUCAACCCUCAGCUGGCCCGGCAACCCCGCCAGCAGAACCCAACUCCUGCCCGCUGAACUCUUUUGGGGGGACAGGGGAGGCCGUAGCUGCCAGCCGUCAUAUAAAACUAUUUAUUCAUAAAUAUUUUCCAAAAUGAAAA